UGACCAUGCACAAAAGCUGAAUACAACAUGAAGAAACUCCACGUGUACAACUUUGCCGUCGGCCGGAUCACGGCUUCGGACCUGGUUCACAUGUUCAAUCCGUUUGUGAAAGUGCAAGGUGUUGAAGUGAUUGACCGAAACCAAGCCUACGUGUACGUGGCCAACAAAUGCGCUGCGAGGGCCGUUCAGGAGCAACAUGGGCGUGUUAUCUGCGGAGAAGCGCUCCAGGUGCAGCUGGCAACGGAUAAGCAGCAUGACCCCGGAAAGCUGCCGGAUGUCCCACGAGUGACUAGCCGGCGACCGGAUCUGAAGGAUCGUAAUUGGAGGUUUGGCGUCCGUACCGACAAAGCGACUGACUUUGCCAAGGUACUGGAUUUGUUCCGCCAGUACGGAACGGUCGUCUGGAGCUGCUGUCACGUUGACGGAAUCGGUGGAUACGUUCUGCUGAAGACUCCGUACCACUGGUUGCGGGUUACGCAAGGUACGGAUUUUGUGCUGGUUGGAGGAUACCGGAUCAGAGUUACGGCGCUACUCGAGGCAACAAUAACCGAGGUAUCGCUUACAAAGUUGGCCAAUGAAAAGCACAGUAAGGUAUUGGCUCGGGACGAUGCGGUCCAUAGGAAGAGCCAGGCCGGGUUGAAGAUUUCUUCAAAGAAAUCCCUGGUAUCUCUGUUGCUGUCCAACAUAUCGCCCAACGUGAACGCAUCGGAUAUCAUUUAUCUGCUGAGCUUGUACGUUGAUCUACAAGGACUAAGCUACCGCGACCAGUACGCGUACGCUUACGUGCCGGACCGUUCGCAGGCAGCGAUUGCCAUUCGAGAGCUCAACUUUCGCGUCAUCGGUGGCCAACCGAUACAAGUCCGCAUUGCGUACCCGUUCCAGGUAACGGCAAGCAUCACCAAACCAACGAUUCCCCGCGAACGUCCGUGGCUCAAACCGUACUGCUGGCGCUUCCUGGUGAGCAAUAUCCAUCCGGAAAAGCCGCUCAAGCACGUCACCGAUCUGUUCCGCCGCUUCGGCAGACCGAUCUUCAGCUUUCGGAACGUCACAAAACCCAGCUCCGGGUGGAUUCUGCUCGAGACUGACCAGCACUGGACGACCAUCACGGAGAAGCUGAACAAGAAAGAAGGCGCAGGCGUCGUCGUUACGAUCUGCGGCGACGCUGACUUCAAUCCGUUCGUAGUGGACGACCAAGUAGUUGAAGAAAAACGUCCGGCUGAGGUCCCGACUUCGUUGUACGUGUCGAAAGCAUCUACGCUAUCAAUGGACGCGUCGGACCUUGCUUAUCUGUUCGGACUGUACGCGGAAGUCGUGGGAGUCUACAUGAACCGAGAUUACGCCUUCGUUACCGUGAAAAGCCAAUCCCAAGCGGUACAAGCCGUCCACGAGCUGAACGGUCGGUUCGUCGGAGGACCUACGCUACCUCCGCUUGAGGUUAGCCUCAGCAAGGACACCGGCACGGGUUCCAACCUCUGCUUCAACUUGCCUCCGGCCCGGAAGCGUCCGGACUUGUCCGAACCCAUUUGGGGAUUCGUGGUGAAGAACAUCGACCCGGAGGUACCGUUCGAGCAGGUGCGGCAACUCUUCCUCCGCUUCGGAACGAUCUGCUCGAGCGUUCGGCACGCAAAUCGUACGUACGGAUCCGUCUUCCUGAAGACGUCGCACCAUUGGCGAACGGUUGCGGCCAGGCUGGACGGGGUCAAGCUGGGCGGACAUCGUUUGAGUGUGUUCCAGUCGAUGCGGUUUGGUUGUACCGACGUUGACGGAGUGAUGGCUAAGGGCGAGAAGAACAACGGCUAUGAGGUGCUGUACCAGAACAUGAAGUAUGGCCUGUCCGCGACCAAGGAGCUGGCCGAGUACUUCCGCGAGCGGUCCAACCUCGAGGAGUACAACUCGAAGCUGCUCACGAAGCUCGCCAACAAGGCGGGCUCGGGUGGCGGCGGCACCUUCUCGCCGCUCUGGAUCAUCCUCAAGUCCACCACGGAGCGGCUGUCCGAGCUGCACGCCGCCAAGGUCCAGAAGCUGAGCGAGCUCGUCAAGAACAUCACCAAGUACGCCGAGGAGCUGCACAAGAAGCACAAAACGGUCAAGGAGGAGGAGUCGGGCACCCAGGAUGCGGUCCAGGCGAUGAAGGACUCGACGGCGGCCGUCGCCAAGGCCAAGGACGUGUACAACGCCCGGCUGCAGGAGCUCGAGAAGGCCCGCAAGGACAGUUCGACCAAGGAGACGGAAAAAGCGGAGGCGAAGCUGCGCAAGCAGCAGGACGACUACAAGGCGCUGGUCGAGAAGCACAACAUCAUCAAGCAGGAGUUUGAGAAGAAAAUGACAAUAACGUGCAAGCGCUUCCAGGACCUCGAAGAGGCCCACCUCAAGCAGAUGAAGGAGUUCCUUACGUCGUACAUGGAAAUCGUGCAGAACAACUUCGACCUGGUUGGCCAGGUCCACCACGAUCUGAAGCGCCAGUUCCUGGAGCUGACGGUGGACAAGCUGCUGGAACAGUUUGUGCUCAACAAGUACACCGGCCUGGAGAAGCCAGAGUUUAUAGAGCUUGAUUUGGUCAACUUGUCCGGUGGUUCCCUAGCGUCGGCAUCGGCCACCAGCAAUAACCUGCUCGUGAACACAUCCAUCAGCCCGAGCGCGGCGACCAGCCCAGGAGGAGGAGGAGGAGGAGGCUCGGUGACGGAUUCGCCGGCCCUGUCCACGACCAGUUCGUCCCAGCCGGUGCCGAUUGUGAAGAAGGAAAGCAACCUGCGGAGCUGGUUCACGUCCAGCUCGAGUGCCGCCGUGCCGACCAACUCGCCGGUCAAUCUGUCCACGUCGUCACCGACGGCCUCGGGGGGAAUGGCCGGACGGGGUGGUGGCAACCUGCUGGACGCCCUCGCAGGUAGCGCCGACCGUCCGCUGUCCCCGGUGGCGGCCAGUGGGGACUCGUCCGCGUCCAGUUCGGCCCAAAGUACGGCAAAGACAAGUAAACCCUUUUACGGCGACUUUCUUAGCAAGACUAAUCACAAUCAGUCAACACCACAAAACAAGCAACAGCAAACGCCGCAAAUGAAACAGGAACAAGAUUCGCAACAACCACCACCACAACAACAACAACAACAACAAAAAUCUUCCCGCCGCACUACCUCCCUUUUAAAUCUCUUCAUGUCUAACUCCCAGGGAAGUCGCGAAAGUCGGGACUCGACGACGAGCGGUGGGGCCGAUUCGGUGGUGUCCACCAGUACGACCGGCGGCGGCGGUGGUGGGACGGCUGCCAUUUCGGCACCGACCAGUCCCAACGAUGCCCACGACGGGAGCGGCAACGGCAACGGAUACAACGGAGUGGCCAGCUCGUUUAUAGGACGGAAUCCGCUGCUGAGGGGAUCGAAAUUUUCCGGCUUCCUGCGGAGCCGGCGCGAGAAGGCGAAAUCGAAAAAGACCAAAAAGAAGAAGGACUCUGCGGAGAAUUCCAGUGCCAAAGACGACAAAGGCUCCGACGGCGAGGACAAGGAGGAAGCGACGGUGAAGGCAACGGAUGCCGGCAGCAUCGGCAACCUGCAGACGACGUCCGCGGUCAGCACCGGGAACGUGGCCCCGACGGCGACGCCCGAAGUGGACGAGGACGGCUACAGCAUACAGCCGCGCGAUGCCACCUGGGACAGCGCGACCAUCACCGAGAAGAGCAACAACUUCUACUCGAGCUCGGACAGCGACAGCGACGACGAGCGGGGAGAGCGAAAGAUCCACGUGGAAAUUAAACCGCUGAACAACGGGGUGGCGCCGAUCUCGGCCAGCGUGGACGAGCUGAGGGCCACCGUCGAGAAUUUGUCGCUGUCGCCGAUUGCGCCGUUUUCGUCGCAGCACUCGCAUCACCACUCGUCGGCCUCGCACCACCUCACCGGAGCCGGAGUCCAGGCCCAGAGCCAGCAUAACCUCAGCAGCACCGGAGGGGGUGGCGGCGGCGGUACUGCCCAGCCGGGAACCGCCGGAGGCCUGCUGAACAACAACAACAACACUCAUCUCACUAGUCCAAACGCGUCGAACGCGUCCACACCCACGACAGUCCAUCCGUACGCGCCCCUCCAGAGUCCAACGCUGUCCAUGUCGACCACGUCCAACAACCGAUACGCCGAUCUCGGGGACAUCUUCUCGGAGGUGGGCGACAUCAGCGCGUCCGCGCCGGCCUCCGCCAACCUAACCAAGCUGACGCAGCGCCAGAUUCCGACGCCGACGUCGGCCGGCGGUAGCAGCAUAGCGAUACCGAGGCCACCAUCGCGGCGAUCCGAAGCGGCAGCGGCAGCGGCGGGUCGCGGUAGAGUCAGUCCAGCUUCGCAGAUCGCCCGUGCGGACAGCGUGGGAAGUCUGGAGUUCCGCAGUCCGAGCGUCGGCAUUGGUUCCUCGCGGGGACCAUCGCCGCUGACGAUCGGCAUGUCGGACACGAUCCCGCUGGCGGUGGCCUUCCACGAAAUCAUCCACGCGUACUUCCGGGGUUCGGACGAGACGCGCUGCCAGGUGAAAAUGUCCGGCGACAUGAUGCUGUCCUUCCCGGCCGGCAUCGUGAACGUACUGGCGAACAACCCGAACCCGGCCAAGCUGGGCUUCCGCAUCAAAAACCUGCAGAACCUGGAGAACGUCCUGCCGAACAAGCAGCUCAUCACGAUCGACAAGCUGCAGUCGACGGCGCUCAGCACGACGCUCGAGUUCAACAUGCCAGUAUUAACCUCGAUCCUGCGGCGCCAAUCGGAGCAGAACCCCACGGCGCCGUACUUUAACGUGGACAUUCUCAAGUACCAGGUGAAGGCCAAACCGGGCGCCGCGUCCUGCCCGUUCCAGCUGGUGUCCUACUGGAAGUGCGAACAGCGGCACACGGACAUCAAGAUCGACUACAAGUACAACAGCCACGCGAUGGCGGUCGCGUCCCCGCUGCUGAACGUGUCCAUCUCGGUGCCGGUGGACGGCAGCGUGAAGAACGUGCAGUCGAAGCCGCACUCGGCAUGGCAAGGCGAAUCGAACCGGCUGGUGUGGAACUUUACCGACAUAUCGCAGCACUCGGACAACGGCGGCGUGGACACGCUGCGGGCGCGCCUCGAGGUGGGCACGGGGCCCUCCAAUCCGGCCCUCAUCUCGACGCAGUUCAACUGCGAGGGCACGACUCUGUCCGGGAUCGAGUUCGAGCUGGUCGGCACCGGGUACCGGCUGUCGCUCGUCAAGCGGCGUUUCGUUUCCGGAAAAUACAUCUGCGAAGGGGACGGCGUUCGGGGCAUUAAAACGCCCACGCCGCCAAACGUGGGCGUCCUGUCGCCCAGCCCGUACAGUAACAAAUCGGCCGGCUCCGGUGGUUCGGGAUAGCAGAAGCUCUACUUUUUCGACUAGAGACGACUAGAGCGACGAAAUGUGAUUCUUUGUUGUAUCAAUUACCAUUUAUUGCUAAUCUUUAUUGUUUUCGAGAGAGAAGAAGGGGUUUUCGCCGGAAAUACGUUUUCGGAGCAGUUUACGUUUCUUUUUUUUUGUUUUCUCUUACGUUUCCAUUAUCGAGCUACGAACGAGAGAUGUUGCCUUUUUCAGCAAGAAGUUAUUGAGGGACAGUAUGCAAGCAGCGACCAGACCCGGGUUGCUCUUUAGAGUUUAGAACAAUAGAGAUAGAGACGGAAGGGCGCCAUUUGUUGAAUGUGUUAUGUAAAUACUCAAAUUCCAGAAUCAGAAUCAGGAUCAGACUAGAUUCCAUCGAGGCGAUUUCGCAACCUAUUAUACAACAUUUUCGAAACAAACUAACCAACAUUACCAACCGUUUAUACAUAAUUAGCAUUAAUUCAGCAUAAAAAAAGAAAAGAAAACAAAAAACUAACAAACUAGUAGAGCAGUAGAUGCCGUAGGCUAGACAAACAAAAAACUUAUAUAACACAAGUAUGAUAAAAACGACACACGAGAAGAGCAGGAGAAGCGCGCCAUUGCAAGUUACGUAAUUAUAAUGUGAGGUAGCUUCUUUCGUGAGUAUCACGCCGGUUAGACAUGUAAAACAGAAGACGCAAAACUAAACUAAAGUAUUAAUUUCGUGGAAAAAAAAGUUUUGAUGUGACUCGUUGCUAACAAUAAGUAUAUGUGAAACAUAUAUGCCUGGGACGAUUGGAAUGGGAGGUUAUUAUUGAUAGGAGGAAAUCUCAAAGAACGAUACUAUAUGCGAGAGAAGAAGGAAAAAAGCGCGCGAGAACGAGAACGAAAAAAAUGGGAAUUUAUUUCUAGGAAAGUUUUAGCUAAACAUUAACUAAUUAAUGCAAACAAAAACAAUUAGAUGUAACGAUCGGGACUAUUAAACGUACAGUAAAUCGAA
Molecule: messenger RNA, 6310 nt
Organism: Culex quinquefasciatus (southern house mosquito)
Lineage: Eukaryota; Metazoa; Arthropoda; Insecta; Diptera; Culicidae
Product: F-BAR domain only protein 2
Exons: 15
Coding region: 28-5331 (1767 amino acids)
Biological process (GO): clathrin-dependent endocytosis; clathrin coat assembly
Cellular component (GO): cytoplasm; plasma membrane; clathrin-coated vesicle
Molecular function (GO): RNA binding
Source: RefSeq, a predicted model, not a curated record